Molecule: messenger RNA, 4063 nt
Organism: Chelonoidis abingdonii (Abingdon island giant tortoise)
Lineage: Eukaryota; Metazoa; Chordata; Testudines; Testudinidae
Source: RefSeq, a predicted model, not a curated record
AUGGUUUUACCGCCUCCCUGGAGAACUAGUUCCAUGUGGCCAAUAGGAGCCGUUACAAAGCCAUUGCAGCUGUUGUGCUUCUCUGAUGGUGCAGCCAAGCUUCUGGACAAAAAUCUAUUCUCUGUCAGCGCUCCAAAUCCACUGCUUCCUUCUCCUGCAAGUCUUCAGCUCGCUCAGCUACAAGCCCAGCUUACCCUGCACAGGCUAAAAUUGGCUCAGACAGCAGUCACCAGCAACACAGCAGCUGCAACUGUUCUGAAUCAAGUUCUCUCCAAAGUGGCCAUGUCUCAGCCUCUGUUUAAUCAAUUAAGACAUCCAUCCAUGAUUAACACACCCCAGGGGCAUGCCGGAGGACCUCAGCAAGGACCUGUGAUCGCCAAUACUAGAUUUCCAUCUAGUGGAAUACCUUUUCCAGCACAGAAUCCAGCUUUAGCGGUACCAGGAGGAAGCAUGGGGCCUAUUGGGAAUAUACAGAAUCAAAACCCAAAUUCUAUUGUCAUGCACCCCUUUGGAGGUGUAAUGUCUCAGACAUCCAGCCAACCAGCUGUAGUUAUGAGUCUCAAUGAGACAGGCCACUCGUCUGCUGUGGGAGGAUUUUAUGACUACAAUAAACAAAAUGUGUCUGCCCCUCAAGUAUACACCGCUGAUGCAGGCCAGGGCAAUCAGCACAACUUCAUGACCAGUGGGUCUCACUCAGUCUCCUCCUCCUCAGGAGGGGUACCCUAUGAAGGUCAUUUUGGUCCUUCCGGCCAACUAAAACAAGACAGUCAGCCUGGACUUCAGAAAGACUUCUAUGGCCCCAAUUCUAAAGGACAGCAUCCAACAGGAAUACAAUCUUUGGGUUUUUCUGGUGAGCCACAGAUGAGUGCUCAUCAAACUGUGAGUCAGAAAGGAGAAGCAGGCCCUGUGGUACAUAACACAGGUGCAAAUAGCCAGUGGGAAAACACUCCUAAUUUCUCCAGCCAGAACAAGGCUGACCUCAUGGUCAGUGGCAACUUGUGGCCGUCCACAGGUCAGCAGUAUGAAAUAAGAAAUGAACUGUACAACCCUGAAGAACCGACACCUGACACAAAGUUUGGUGCUGGGACUACACUUCCUUUCCACAGACUUAACAAUAGUAAACCAAGUUUCAGUAGUUCCCAAAUGAGGCAGAAUGAUGAGUUGACCACAAAAACAUCUGAUUUGUCGGUGAGAUCACUUCAGCCUCAUGAACUAAAUGACUUUCACGGCAUAGCUCCUCUUCACUUCCCACACGUCUGCACAAUAUGUGACAGAAAGAUCUUUGAUCUAAAGGACUGGGAUCAGCACAUUAAAGGAAAUCUUCACAUCCAAAAAUGUAUGGUUUUCUCAGAAAACACUGGCAUCCGAUGUGUGUUAAGUUCAGCAGAGGCAGCGUUGCAUUCAUCUCCAAAUAGCACAUCAGUUUUCAACCCUUCUGGCAUCGAAGAUUACCCAUUGAAUGCUGGCUCAUCUUAUACCACUAUGUCAACAAGAGCCUUUGGUCAGCCAGGUCCUACAUUUUCUUCCCCUCCAUCUGGAGUAAAAUUUCCACACAGCAAAUCCGCUGUGGGCCGAGUAGUACACAUCUGCAAUCUCCCUGAAGGAAGCUGCACAGAGAAUGAUGUCAUUAAUCUUGGACUUCCCUUUGGGAAAGUCACUAAUUAUAUCCUCAUGAAAUCUACUAAUCAGGCCUUUCUCGAAAUGGCUUACACUGAGGCUGCACAGGCAAUGGUGCAGUACUACCAAGAGAAACCUGCUAUGAUAAAUGAUGACAAGUUACUCAUUAGAAUGUCUAAAAGAUACAAGGAGCUUCAGCUGAAGAAACCAGGUAAAAAUGUGGCAGCAAUCAUCCAGGACAUCCAUUCUCAAAAGGAAAGAGAUAUGUACCGUGACGCCGACAGGUAUGGGACUGAGAGGCCCCGGUCUCGCAGCCCCAUAAGUCGCUCUCUGUCACCAAGGUCCCGCACCCCGAGCUUUACUUCCUGCAGCUCACCUCGCAGUCCGUUGGGUGCCAGCAGGACAGACUGGGGAAAUGGAAGAGAGUCAUGGGAUCAGUCCCCUUACUCCCGAAGAGAGGAAGAAAGAGAUGCAGCACUCUGGAGAGAGAACGGGGAGGAGAAAAGGGACAGGACUGACACAUGGGUUCACGAGAGAAAAUAUUAUAUACGGCAGCUGGAUAAGCUAGACGUAGAUGGACGGAUCGAAGGAGCCAGAGGGCACAGAGAAAAGUACUUAAGGUGUGGUUCACCCAAUGCCCUUCAUGCUGUACCUGGAUAUAAGAGCAGGGAAGAUGACUAUUACAGAAAAGCAGCUAAGUCAAAAUCUGAUAGAUACCAAAAGCAGCUGCAGGAUGCUCCCGUGAAGUCUAAAAGAAAAGAUGAGGCCAGGUUAAGAGAACACAAACACUCUCACUGCGAGGACCUAGAUAAGGAGGAAACUUCCGAACAAAGGCCCAACAAGGAAUCUGAAGGCAGCAGGCAAAAGCAAAGUGAUAAAUAUAAAAUCAAAAAAGCUGAUAAAGACCCAGUUGAUGCUGCUGCUGUGGCUGAAAGCAGUGACGUGAAGGAAGGCAACGCACCUGAGGAUGAGCUUGGGAAAGAGGAGCAUAUUACAGAGAAGACCUCACCUUCAGUGAAUAAACAAGGAAAAGAUUCAGCAGAUUCUGUGGAAAGCACAACAAAAGAGAAGGAGCAAGACUGGGAAAGUGGAAGUGAGAUGGAAGGCGAGGCCUGGUAUCCAGCUAACAUGGAAGAACUGGUCACAGUGGAUGAAGUGGGAGAAGAUGACUUUAUUAUGGAGCCAGAUAUAACCGAACUUGAAGAAAUUGUUCCAGUUGAUCCAAAAGACAAAGCAUGCUCAGAAAUGCAUCAGUAUGUAACUAGCACAUUAGAACUGGAAAAUGACCAUAGCCAGAUAAACAGAUGUGAAGGCGAAUCUGCCCAGGAAGCUCCAGAAAUGAGCUUCAGAUCAGCAAAGGAAAGCAGAGCUGCUGCCGGUGGCUGUCCAGAAGAUGAUGAUGAUGAUGAUGCAGUUACCGAAGCAUCAAGCCUAAAUCUGGACACUGAACAGAAGCCAGAUGAAUCACAAGAAGACAGAGCUCUUAGGGAUUCUAAUUAUCACAAAAAGGAAGGAAAAAUAGAGGAGAGCUCUGAUAUUCACAUAAAGCUGGAAGAUGGACAGAUACCUUCUGAUCAAAUGAAAGGAGAGACUCACCAGCUCUCUGGCACUUUUAUGGAUCAUUACAAGCAGAUGGGAUCACAAGAAACAGAGAGUAGAGAAGUCAUGGAAAUGCUUGUAAAAAACUCCUGUGAAGAAACAACGCGUGGAAGCCAAGAGUGUCAAGAGACCCGGGUAAAUCCUAGGUACCUGGAAAUGAAAUCUCCUGAAUUCUCCGAGGUGAAAUCUAAAAGACCCCAUUCCUCACCAUCCUGGGAACAAGAGGAUGUUUUCACUGAACUUAGCAUUCCUCUAGGUGUGGAAUUUGUGGUGCCCAGAACGGGGUUUUACUGCAAGCUUUGUGGACUUUUCUACACGAAUGAAGAGACAGCUAAGACAAGCCACUGCAGAAGUACUGUUCACUACAAAAAUCUUCAGAAGUAUCUAUCCCAACUUGCAGAAGAGAGUCUGAAAAUGAAUGAAGAAGACAGCAAUCUGCCACAGGACGUUGCUGGGAUUGUUCCCCACUUUGAGAAGAAAAAGCUAUGAUGUGCUCAACUAGAAGAGUUGUAAAUGAGUGAAUGCUGACAUUUCAUUGUUGAGUUACAUGAUGUGGUGAUCAAUUCGCACUGUGCAGGAGGAAGGAAAGCACAAUAAACAGCAUAUUCUAUGCAUCUGUGCCCAGGGUGCCAUUAAAAACCAUAAUGCCUGAAAUAGUUUCCCACGGGGAAGCAGUCCUGGCGUAUCUGUAACAAGCACAGCUAUUCUUUCUCAGGCUGUGUGUUGGGAGCGGCUUCCUGUACUAACUCAGAAUUCUCAGGGAUUCUCAGAUGCCACACAGUAGGUCAGGCUGAGUAUUUAGAAGAACUUAGCAUCCUCCAGUGGAAAUGAUCUGAAAAGAAAUGUC